Bursaphelenchus okinawaensis is the source of this 984-nucleotide messenger RNA. The record is from the annotation of a GenBank genome assembly. NCBI's taxonomy places the organism in Eukaryota, Metazoa, Nematoda, Chromadorea, Rhabditida, Aphelenchoididae.
AUGUUACUACUGAUAACUCAAAGCUGCUGUCGAUCAAUUGAUGUUGAAAAUACGAGCAUAAGUAAGUGUUUACUAUGGAAAACAUAAGCUUUAACUAUGUAUAUAUGUAUGAUUUAGUAAAAUAGGAUCGGUUAGAAAAUGGUCGGAGCUAGGGUUAGGUAGGGUGAGAUAGGAUAGGGUAGAGUAAGAUGCAGUAAGUUAAAGUUAGUUAUAACAGAGAAGAAUAGGGUUGAAUAGGGUAGAGUGGGUCAGAGCAGAGUGGGUCAGGACAGGGCAUGGUAGGAUUGUGCAAGGCAGAGCAGCGCAAAGCAGAGGUCAGGCACGGUAACGUUGAUCAGAAUAGGGUAGAGUAUAGUGGGGUAUGAUAGGGUACGGUAAGAUACGUCAUUGUAAGGUAUUGUAUGGUAGGGCAGGGGAAAUAGGGUAAAGGAAGGUAGGGUAGAAUAGAGUAAGGUGGAGUACUGUAAGGUAGGGCAAGGUAGGAAAAAGCAGAAUAGGUUAAGGAAAGGAAGGGUAGGGUAGGGUAGGGUAGGGUAGGGUAGGGUAGGGUAGGGUAGGGUAAGGUAGGGUAGGGUAGGGUAGGGUAGGGUAGGGUAGGGUAGGGUAGGGUAAUGUAGAGUAGGGUAGGGUAGGGUAGGGUAGCGUAUUCUAUGCUAUCUUUUUUUACUGUUAUUUUCUGUACUAUAAAUUUCAGACCCUCUCAAUACCAACUCCACAAACAUACUAUCGACUUCAAACGAAUCCUUUAGUCAUCAUAUGGCGAAAUUCUUCGAAAUGUUAUCAGGAUUCCUUCAAAAAGGCUCUAUAGUACUGGCUGUGUUUUUGUUUUUAUUUGUACAGUAUCUUGGCUACAAGAUGAUGAAGUAUAUCGGCCGAAGGUGUGAAGAGGGGAGGAUCAGAGAGAAAGAAAGUCAAAAGAUUCAGAUGGAAGAGGUUAUCAGUGUUAGUACUACUGACUCUGUACCUCAUGUUCAGAGAUUUUGA